Molecule: messenger RNA, 1626 nt
Organism: Venustampulla echinocandica
Lineage: Eukaryota; Fungi; Ascomycota; Leotiomycetes; Helotiales; Pleuroascaceae
Product: putative maltose permease
Exons: 3
Coding region: 1-1626 (541 amino acids)
Biological process (GO): transmembrane transport; carbohydrate transport
Cellular component (GO): membrane
Molecular function (GO): carbohydrate:proton symporter activity
Source: RefSeq, a predicted model, not a curated record
AUGGCGACGGAGACAAAGCAGGAUACGGACGGGGAUAUCAAGAUGGCUGACGGCAACGAUACCAACACUCACCAGGUGUCGCAUGAUGUCAAGAAAGGCAACCUUCUUGAGAUUGACGCGACUCGGGACAUCACCAGUGCGGAGCAUAACCUUGGAUUCUGGACAGCUGUGAAGCAAUACCCAACAGCAAUUUUCUGGGCGCUCUUUUUCUGUAUUUCAGUUAUCAUGGCGGGUUUUGAUGCGCAGCUCAUCACGUCGUUCUAUGCCCUACCCGCAUUUCAACGGCGAUUUGGGUAUGAGUACGAAGGCGAAUAUAUCAUCCCGGCUGAGUGGCAGACUGCAUUGGGCAUGGGGAAUCCCAUCGGACAAAUCCUCGGGGCUCUUGCGUCUGGCUGGCCGCUUGAGCGUUUCGGACGCAAAAAAACUCUAGCCGUGUGCUGUGUCUGGUCGAGCAUCUUCGUCUUCGUGCAGUUCUUCUCGACAAGUAUUGGAAUGCUAUGCGCCGGAGAGAUGCUUGGAGGGUUGGCCUAUGGAUUUUACGUCGUCAUCGGCCCGGUCUAUGCCUCCGAAGUCUGCCCUUUGGCACUCCGAGGUGUCCUUACAGCGUCUGUAAACCUGGCUUUCGUCAUCGGACAAUUCAUCGCCCAGGGCUGCGCGGCAGGCCUCGAGAGCAGAUUGGAUGAAUGGGCUUAUAGGGGUCCAUUUGCGGUUCAAUGGUUAUGGCCUAUCAUUUUGCUCGCAGGCUUGCCAUUUGCCCCCGAAAGCCCAUACUGGCUGGUUCGACAGCAACGAAAGGAGGAUGCCAAAAAAUCACUGAUGAAGCUCUCCUCCGCCAAACAUCGCCCAGACAUCGAUUCGGUUUUGCUUAUGAUUGAAGAGACGGAUCUCCUCGAAAAAGAGCUCGAAGCUACAACCACGUAUCUUGAUUGUUUUAGGGGUGUCAAUCUGAAGAGAACUGAAAUCUCAGUCAUGGUGUACCUUAUCCAAGUUAUCGGAGGCAAUCCACUCAUCGGCUAUGCCAAUUACUUUUUCGAGCAGGCCGGCCUCAAGUCGGCAGAUGCAUUUAACAUGGGAGUCGGUAAUACAGCCUUAGGUUUCGUCGGAACGUGCCUUUCCUGGCCUCUGAUGUCUUAUCUCGGCCGACGGACAAUAUAUAAUUCAGGCAUGGCCCUAAUGACGACGCUCUUAUUCAUUAUCGCCUUCCUCGAUUUCGGUCGGAGUAAUACUGCGGUCGUUUGGACACAAGCUUCGCUCAUGGACGUCUGGACCUUCGUGUACCAGAUGACCGUCGGGCCAAUUUGCUUCGUCAUCAUCUCCGAAAUAUCAGCAACAAGACUUCGUGGAAAGACAGUCGCCAUUGCCACUGCUGUACAAGCCGGUGCAUCCAUUAUUUUCACCGUGGCCAUCCCAUACAUGCUUAAUGCUGAUCAAGCGAAUUGGCGCGGAAAGGCUGGGUUUCUCUUUGGCCCUGUGAGCUUUUUCUGUCUUGUAUGGUGCUGGUUCAGAAUUCCUGAGAGUAGAGGACGUACUUUCGAGGAACUGGAUAUCCUAUUCGAAAGGAAGGUGCCUUCGAGGAAAUUCUCGACACAUAAUCUCCUCGAUACAGACGCGAAUGAGACGGCUUGA